UUCCACGUCAUCUUACAGGAAACUUCGUUGCACCAUCCAUACCUUUACUCUCAUCGCAUACUGAGUUUCUCUCUACAAACUCUCUCUCUAGAAACCAGAUAUAUAUGUAUCAGUAUAGAUGAUUUCAUACCCAUAGAAAGAUUUGGUAGCACUUUGCAAUCAUAAAAGGUCAAGGGUUUAUUGUUAAAGUCCAUCAAAAUGUGUAUUCUUGAAUUACCUGAGCUCCAAAAGAUUUUUGAGAUGUUUGAGCAAGACAUGGCUGGGCAAGUAAGAGUGGAAGAGAUUUGCAGGGUGUUGAGCAGGGGUGGCAUUGACAUCAGAGAAGAUGAACUGAAGGCCAUUGUCGGAUCCGAGAAAUUGGACUUUGAGGGGUUCGUCGCAUUUUGUCGAUCGAUAGCGAGCACGGAGAACCUCAGACAUGAAAGUGUCCCAGCCGAAGACGAGGAGGGUGAUUUGAAGGAGGCCUUCAAUGUCUUCGACAUGGAUCGAGACGGGUUCAUAUCGAGUGAGGAGGUGGAGACAGUGCUGUCGAGACUUGGGUUGUGGGAGGUGAAGGAGGAGAAGGAUCGGAAGAGGAUGAUACACAAGUUUGAUGAGAAUUUAGAUGGGCGUUUGGAUUUUCAAGAGUUCAAGAAUAUGAUGAUGAGGGUUGCUGCAUCCUAGGCUUUUGAAUCUGCUUGUGAAUGUCAUUUAGAAUCGAUGUCGAUGAUGGUUAGACGAUCGCAGAUAAUUGCCUAACCAUGUUGUGUUCCAUGACGGUUAGACGAUUGCAUAUAAUUACCGUACGAGUUCUGACAUCAAAAUCGAUGUCGUGCUCCAUGGCUAUUAGCAAUGGUUGCUGACGGUAGGAGAGCAUCAGUUGGGUCUAUUUCCUUAUUUAAGGAGAGCAUCAGUUGGGUCUAUUUUGUUAUUUAAGAAGCAACUACCUUAUAGGGUUAUAUUUUAGGGUUGUAAUAGGGAUAUAUUAUAGGGUUGUAACAUAAAUAUGUUACUUUUGUUUUCUUAAAUUAAUGAAAGACGGUUAGGGCUUUCUCUUC
Amborella trichopoda is the source of this 1037-nucleotide messenger RNA. NCBI's taxonomy places the organism in Eukaryota, Viridiplantae, Streptophyta, Magnoliopsida, Amborellales, Amborellaceae. The record is from RefSeq and is a predicted model, not a curated record.